Messenger RNA from Recurvomyces mirabilis, 3846 nucleotides. RefSeq lists its product as uncharacterized. The record is from RefSeq and is a predicted model, not a curated record. Lineage: Eukaryota; Fungi; Ascomycota; Dothideomycetes; Mycosphaerellales; Teratosphaeriaceae. Gene Ontology annotation, cellular component: nucleus; ESC/E(Z) complex. Gene Ontology annotation, molecular function: protein binding; histone H3K27 methyltransferase activity; chromatin binding. Gene Ontology annotation, biological process: heterochromatin formation. The coding region runs from base 1 to 3846 and encodes 1281 amino acids. The transcript has a single exon.
AUGUCACUCAAUGCCCACGAGGUGGUCAGCCUCUCGGAUGAUGAUAGUUCUUCCCACAUCUUUAAAGCUGGUGCCAGAGGGCCGCUGCAACCCCGGGCCAGAUUCCUGACGAGACCACCUGAGUCCAAGGCCCGUCAUUCUUUCAGUCCUUCUGGGCGUCGCAACGCUACUGGCCUCGUUACCAUGGGGCUCGAGAAAUUGCAGACAUCAAGCCCGGAGAAGCUGUCUAAAGACUGGAAGCCAAAGUCUGGAGUACAAGCUCUGGCUGAACCCACAGAGCGCACUGCCCACACUGGAGUCGCCCAGCCAGGCGACGAUGGCCGUGCUGUCAUGAAGAACUCCAAGAAACCCGGAACAAUCAUGGGAGAAGAUGAGCACCAUGCUCUGUAUGACUUGGACCGAGCUCGAGGCACUUCUUCCCUGAGCAUCAAAGUUGAUCGCUCCCAGCAGUCGAUGAGGCUAGGUAUGAAGCGCAAUAGAGAGGAGAACUUAGAUUCGAGCGUGACAUUGUCGAAGCGGCGUAAACAGGACCUUCGUCAUAGUAACAGUCGCUUCUCAUCGCGCAGCUCACUUCCAGCUCAAAGGCUACGGGCAAGUUCCCCGCCAAGAUCUCAACCAGGAGAGAUUGAUCUGACAAUGGACUCACCGCGACGUGAUGCGUUCAUUGACUUGACCGUUGACGAUGAUCUGGCGAUCGAUGAAUCUGGCACUGGGUCGAAGGGCCGGGCUAAUGAAUCCACUGAAAGGGUCCAAAGAUCAAGGCGUGAGGCAAUUGUGGAAGAAGUUCGAAAGAGUCUUACAAAGUCGUCACUUUCAUCCAAGGGUCUGACUGCUUCAGCAUCUCCUCGGAUCAGAAACGGUACACUAAGCCCUUUCUCGGUGUCUCACCGCACCAAGGAUCCCGAGAUCAUGCUUGGGCCUACGGAGAAUGCCAACGAGCGGCUGGGAGAGACCCAGUUUGCAAGGCAGGCGCAUAAAAGCACAAAGGAGCAAACCACCAAGCCAUCAGCUGCGGAAGCCCCCGUUCUGAACAAAAGCAAAUUGGCUUCGUCGAAUGUUCCUGCCGCGAAGGUCCGGCCAGCCAGCGCAGUAAUGGUUCGUGCAAAGUCACCAGGCACGAAGAAGGACAAUGCAUACGAGUCUCGGGUUAUGCAAGAUCGUGUGGACUCUGCGCACUCGGAUGGUGAGGACUCCACCCAAUCCGUCCGCCGUGAGCUUUCAGAAGAUGUGCAGCAAGGGACGAAGAGAAACCUCACCAAACAGACCAGACUCAAGACUGCAGAUCAAAAUGCGCUUGACACUGUGUCAGACCUAGGCAGCAAUGCGACUGGGUCGGCCACCAACAAGGCAGAGGCGCAGAUUACAGAUGAAAUGGAGCGCGCAGCUGCAGCUCCUGCUACGAGCUUGCCACUUCCAAUUGCCUCGCUAGGUCUUUCCAAGCAGGUAGAAGUUGUCCUGGGAGGUUAUUUGGAAGAGUCGCGUGGCGAUAAUGAGUAUUUCAAUCGAGCACAGCUCCGACGAGCGCGGAUGUCUUUGCAGACCAACAGUCGCAAUGGCGACACAGGACUGGAGACGUCAAAUCGACCAGCAGUACCAUAUGCCUUUACCAAGAUGCAGCCUAUGAAGCUCGCCACCAUGGAUAAGGACAACUCGAGGAAUGGUAGUGGUUUUGCAAGGUUCCAGUUUGAAAGAACUGCAUCUGGACCGGCAAAAGCACAGAAGAUCAGUCUGACAUGCCCGACCACAACUUUCACGUUUCCGGCGGACAUGCCAGGCUAUGCGCAUUUUGUCCCCAUCAAGGACAACUUCCUUGCCCCAAAUAUCACGACCAUGCAGCAUUGGCCUUACUUUGGCGACGGGUUCGACUACAGCACAGCUGGAGGUCUAGGAGAGCAGUACUCCCUGGAUAUCAGGGACCGCGAGAAGAAGCUACGUCGACUUUUGCAGGCUCAGAAGCUCGACGAGUACGUCGCAAAUGCUUUGCAAGACUUGUCAAUUACGUGGGCGGAUGUUCUUAGGUUCCUGCUGGAGAUCAAGCCCAGCAUUGGAGAUGACGAAGAUGCGAAGAAGGCGCUUGCGCGACGAGAGGAGUUCUGCCAGGAAGAGUUCUCCCGGAAAGGCGAACGUACUGCGAUGGUCUUGUCUAUACUCCCGCCUUCGACCAUUGAUCAACUUGCAAAAGCGGCCACACUGUGCGAGAACUUUCGUAGGAUGACAAAAUUCGACUUAUGGCACGUUGCAAGACGACACCUGUUCGAUAACAAGCCUGAGGAGGAGUCCCUCAAUCCAGCGAAUCGUCUCGAUGAGCUUACGUGCAGGAUAUGCUUUCGGCUCGAGUGUCCGCAUCAUGGCGAGAUCACGGAGCGACAAGACGACGACUGCGAAGAUCCGGACGAGGGUGCCGACCAUGCCAUCCAAACUGACAUCGUGCACCCGCUGAAAGUCAACUACCGCGAACGCAUCGCGUUCCCAUCAGCUCCGGGUACGACCAGCAGCGAGCAGGAUGUAGCAGUAGUAUCGGGAAAGAAAUCUCUACAGUAUUGGAGAUCCGAGACCUUCGUACACAAAAUCGAGGAACGCGGGCCUUUCUACGGCUGUCAUCAUCCAGGCUCGAGCUGCUCGGACAAUAAUUGCGCCUGCUUCGAAUCCAACAUACCCUGCGAGAAGAUCUGCACGUGCUCACCAGCAGACUGUUCGCGCAAAUUCCAAGGCUGCAUCUGCAAGUAUCGAAACAAGCGAAAGGGUCAAAAUAUAGUAUGUUUUGAAGACGACCGCUGUAUCUGCUUCAACCUUGGUCGAGAAUGCGAUCCUGAUCUUUGUGGCGAGUGCGGUGUGGACGAGGUCCUUGACCCUCUCAAUCGCCUCGACAACGCUUUUUGCAAGGGCAAAUGCCAGAACGCCAGUAUCCAGCGCGGUGUCCCGAAACAGACACUCAUUGGCGUAAGCGGCAUCCACGGUCUGGGCCUCUACGCUGGCGAGAACAUCAAAGCCCAUGACUUUAUUGGUGAGUACAAAGGCGAGAUCAUCACAAAAGAGGAGGCAGAGCGUCGUGGAGCAGUGUACGAGCAUCAGAAGCUUUCUUAUCUUUUCGUCCUCAACGCAAGCCAGGAGAUCGACUCGACGUACUUUGGCAACGACAUCCGCUUCAUCAAUCACGCACACUCAGGUAACGCUGCACUGAAUCUAUACCCACGCAUCUUUUUGGUCAACGCUGUCCAUCGCAUCGCGCUCUUCGCCGAGAAAGAUAUCAAGGCUGGCAAGGAACUACUUUUCGACUACGGUCCUAAGUUCCCAGAUUCGCAGCUCGGUGGUCAAGGGAACGCCAGGGGCAGAAAUACUAAAAAGGAUCUGUAUGAUGUGGCUGAGACGGUGAAUAAGAAGGGCCAGGUUAGAGCGACGAAGGCUACGGACGUGAGGAGUGCGAAGGCGAGGAAAGCAGGUGCUGAAAGUAAUGCCUCACCUUCUGGGCAGGGCAAGAGAGGCGGUGCACGACCGAAUGCUGGUCGCAAGCCGUCGAGGAAAUCUGUCAUGGGUGUUGAGCCGGAGGUUGCAACUCAGCGCCCUGCUUCGCCGACACCUCAAUCCGAAGACCAUCGCAGGCCUCCUGAGGACCGUCUCGCUAUCUACUACAUGGCUGAGAACGAACCAGAGGAGGGCAUGGCUGAUAACAUCAACAUGACUGACGGGGUUCAAGAGGAAGAUGAGGACGCGUCGGAGUUCGAAGAAGGCCAAGAUGAGCAGGAUGAGCUUUCGAGUCCACUUGCUUCGGAAUCUGUGCCGAGCUCGCCUGAGGAGAGGAGGGCUGGGAUGCGGAUUCGGGGGAGGAGACAUGCUUUACGAUCAUAG